UUUAUUUUGAUUGAAUCAAUGACUUCAUUGAUUUCAUCUUUGGAAUUGAUUUGAAUUUAUUGAUUUCAUCAAAUUAUCACCAAUCAUCAAUGUAUAUUAAAUUCACUUAUCUAAGCUUUCAGUCUAAUUUACACAAAAGUAACCACAUUAUAAUGCGGUAACCCCAAAUUAGAUUUUAAUCCUAGAUAAAUGUUUAUACAAUAAACACCUAUAUACAGUUAACAUUUAUUUAUAGGUGCUUGUUACAUAAAUAUUUUAUUUUCCUGAGGCUUUAUAUAAAGCCUAAGGUGAAAAAGAUAAUAAUAGGCAUGUUACCAAUAAAAAAUAAAACAAAUCAAUAUUAUAGUGAAAACAAAUCAAUAUUAUAAUAUUCUAUUACUAAUUAAAAACAUAACAAUAAUAUAACAUUUAAAAACCUAAAAGUAAGCCAGCUAUUGAAUUGGUUGAAUUUUAAUAAUUAUUUUAAUUUGUUUUUUAGUUUGAAAAAAGAUCUGCUAUUUCAAUCAACUAACUACAUUACUACCGGUUUACAUUUUUAAACAUGGAUUUUACUCAGUAUAACUACCCUGAUAUUGAAGAUAACGUUCCUAUAAGCUCAAAUAUAGUUGAACAUGUGAAUCCAUUAGCAGAGGAAAAUGUUAUAGAUUUCAAUGUGCAAAAAGAUGAAGAUGAUAAAGUUAUGACGACAAUGGAGAACCUUAAUAGGUGUGGUAAUGGCAUUGCAGUUGAAAAUACUAUUGUAAAAACUUUGAUCUUGGUUCCACCAAUAUUACAGGUUGAGGAAUCCCUGUUAUCUCUUGGUAGUCAUGGAAAUGUUGAUGGUAUUUUCCACUGCUUAUUAAUUAAAGUUGAUGUUUCCAGAAAAGAAACAUUUCUUGCUAGAUAUUUUGAGUUUGGCAGUUUCACGGCUUACUUUGAAAAUGUUGCUCUUGGAAAACUGAAGCAAAAUCUAGGAAUCGAAGAAAUUCUUCCAUACUGCACUUUCACAAUAAAAGAUGUUGAAAUGGAGAUAGUACUUAAAAAUGAAACCUUCUGCCACAGAGCUAAGAGUAGAUUGUUUAAGCUAAUAUACAAUUCAUAGGGUGUAUACAUAUAUAGUGUAUAUAUAUACAGGGCCGGAUUUAGCCUUUUGGGGGCCCUAGGCCAAAACAUUUUUGAGGCCCCUGAAAUAAUUUAAUUUUGGGAAAAAAAAUUUUUUAUUUUUUUAUUUAAAAUUUUAUUAUUUAAACAAAACAGUGUGAAUAUUG
Messenger RNA from Hydra vulgaris (swiftwater hydra), 1247 nucleotides. The record is from RefSeq and is a predicted model, not a curated record. Lineage: Eukaryota; Metazoa; Cnidaria; Hydrozoa; Anthoathecata; Hydridae.